Molecule: messenger RNA, 1284 nt
Organism: Bactrocera latifrons
Lineage: Eukaryota; Metazoa; Arthropoda; Insecta; Diptera; Tephritidae
Gene: HLH3B
Exons: 2
Coding region: 52-1227 (391 amino acids)
Biological process (GO): regulation of transcription by RNA polymerase II
Molecular function (GO): RNA polymerase II cis-regulatory region sequence-specific DNA binding; protein dimerization activity; DNA-binding transcription factor activity, RNA polymerase II-specific
Source: RefSeq, a predicted model, not a curated record
CGCUAAAGUGUUAAACUGUGCAAGAAGUGUUUUAUUUUUACAUUAUUUGCAAUGGUUUGGGUAGCUGCGGGAGAGACAGAGGAACAUAUUCCCACAGCUUCCAAUAAAAGUGAUAUAAGUAACAGUCUAAGAAGCUGCAAGAUGGAAAAUACUUCGCCUAGAGCUACAGGAACAAGAUCAACUUCGCCCAAGACGGGCGCUGGUAAUGCCGCUGGAGAUCUGAGGCCAGCAGUCUUACCUAAUAGCUUGCGUAUCAGUGCCACAAAUGGUAAUCCACCAGCAUUGGUGCGUUUACCAGUGGCACAACCAGCUUAUCUAAAUCCCAAAACUGAGUCCAUAUCCGACGGUGACCUGUCUGAUUUUUCACUCAACGACACUGAAGAGGAUGACGAAGAAUUUCGCAAUUGUGUGCUUUCAAAUGGCAGUCAGGGGGAUGCCUCACGCUCGCACUCCACUUCGCCACGCAACAUGAAUAUACUCCAGCCGCCACGUCAAACCAAUUCUCCACCGAAUAAUAGCAAUAUUUUGAAGAAUGCUCCAAACCUAAGCGGCGGUCCAGUACGUAAGGUCUUUACCAAUACACGCGAACGUUGGCGUCAACAGAAUGUCUCUGGCGCCUUUGCCGAGCUACGCAAGUUGGUCCCCACACAUCCUCCAGACAAGAAGCUCUCCAAGAACGAAAUACUUCGCAUGGCUAUUAAAUAUAUCAAGCUACUCACUGGUGUCCUGGAAUGGCAGAAGCAGCAGGAAGAACUACAACAACAGGAACAAACGUCGAAUUGUCCCGAAUCACAUGCCAGCAAUGAGUUAAACAAUAAUGACAGGCAUAGGUUGAAUGGACAUCAUGAGUCUACGGUACGUGAUAGCGCAUCACCGCUGCGUCAAGUGCAGGUCAAGCAAUUUCAGUUGAAGUGUGAACGCGUCGAUAAUGCGUUGAUGACUAACGCCCAGCGUAAUAAUAGUCUCUUAAUGAUAGCGCCAAACGCCAUGUCUAUACGUCCCAUCAAAAUGGAACAGUUAGAGGUUGUAGAUGCCGCAAAUUCAGCCUCAAGUUCGUCUAAUAGCUGCCAAGCGGUUGGUAUCGCGUUGACAACACGGAAUUCAAUAACGGUUGAACGCGUUAAUGGUUCCAAUGGCGGGCGCUCGAACAAACGAAAGUCGCAUUCAAAGUCUAGCAUUGACCAAAGCAGCGAGAAUCAGAAUAAUAAGAAGCGAAAGGAGAACUAAUGGGUGCUAAGUGUUAAAAGUGUGAAGAUUUGUAAAAGAGCAAACUGUUUGGAAAAU